AUGUCUGACUUGUACAAGGCAUUUUUGAAGAGGACCAAAGAUCAAGAUGCGACACUUCGGCUGGUUAUAGAAGACGAGGAAGAUGAGGAGAAUGAAACCGUGGCUAAUAUACCUACCAACAAGUAUUUCAGGGAAGACCAAGAAACGAUUGAUCGGUAUCGAGAAUUCAAAUCUACAACAUUUACUAGGAAUAUACUAUGUAUGGAGGACCGGAAAAUUUGUACUUAUUUCAAACCGUCUACGAAACCCGGGGCAUUGCUAGUAUGUCAUCAUGGAGCAGGCUCCUCGUCGAUGACCUUUGCCGAGCUAUCACGAAGCUUUACCGACGAUUCGAUAAGUAUACUUUUAUUUGAUAUGAGGGGCCAUGGUGAUUCACAACAAGUUGAUUUGAAUUUUUCACUAGACAUGUUAGUACUGGAUGUCAAGGAAGUCAUUUCGGAUGUCGUUGAGAGGCAUAGCCCCAUGUCAAUAUUCUUAUUGGGUCACUCUCUAGGUGGUGCUGUUUUUGCAAAGUACGCCACGGAGUACCCAAACGAUUUGAUAAAGGGACUCAUUUUGUUGGAUAUAGUGGAAGAAACAGCCGUGUCGUCGUUAAGUGCAAUGCCGCAGUUCAUUUCUCGAAUGCCCUUGAAAUUUACGUCACUAAGAGAGGCAAUACAGUGGCAUAUGCGGCAUUUACUCAAUAAUCGUGUGUCAGCAGAACUUUCGGUUCCCGACUUGUUGGAUUUGACUACGUUAAGCUGGAAAGCUGAUUUAAGCUCAACUGAGCCAUUUUGGGAAUCUUGGUUUCGUGGUCUCUCAAAAAAUUUUUUGUUAUUCAAGGGGGCUAAAUUGUUAAUUUUGUCAGCUCAUGAAACUCUAGACAAGACAUUGAUAAUUGGUCAGAUGCAAGGAAAGUACCAGUUGGUUGUUUUCAAUAAUAGCGAAAAGGCAGGCCACUUUGUUCACGAAGACUUGCCUGUGCAUGUGGCUCAAUGCGUGACUGAUUUUAUUCAAAAAACAACGUCACCAGAGAAAUUCAUGAAAGACAAUUUAGGGUUUGUACCUAAAUGGGGUGGCAACAUACAUACAUAA
This is a messenger RNA of Lodderomyces oxycetoniae, 1074 nucleotides long. It is a transcript of the gene PPE1, whose product is annotated as carboxylesterase-mitochondrial 37S ribosomal protein YmS2. The record is from RefSeq and is a predicted model, not a curated record. Gene Ontology annotation, biological process: protein demethylation. NCBI's taxonomy places the organism in Eukaryota, Fungi, Ascomycota, Pichiomycetes, Serinales, Debaryomycetaceae. Gene Ontology annotation, molecular function: protein methylesterase activity. The coding region runs from base 1 to 1074 and encodes 357 amino acids. The transcript has a single exon.